Macrosteles quadrilineatus (aster leafhopper) is the source of this 3729-nucleotide messenger RNA. RefSeq names its product hepatic leukemia factor-like. Gene Ontology annotation, biological process: regulation of transcription by RNA polymerase II. Bases 359 to 1351 code for a protein of 330 amino acids. Gene Ontology annotation, molecular function: DNA-binding transcription factor activity, RNA polymerase II-specific; RNA polymerase II cis-regulatory region sequence-specific DNA binding. The transcript is spliced from 8 exons. NCBI's taxonomy places the organism in Eukaryota, Metazoa, Arthropoda, Insecta, Hemiptera, Cicadellidae. Gene Ontology annotation, cellular component: nucleus. The record is from RefSeq and is a predicted model, not a curated record.
CGUCAUCGUCGCCGCUAGCCGUCAGCCGUCCGCCGCUAGGACCAUUCUGCUACUGUUAUCGCUUAUCAGUGACUACCGACAGCCGCGGACCGCUUACGCGUCCCUCGCAUCGCGUCAUUUGAUAUCUUACAUCCCCUGUCUAUCUGUUGAGGUCCGAACAGCCCGGCGCGAUCACGACAACCCACGGAUAUGAUCCGAGUGCUGUAUCCUCUCAAUAUCGUCAUCAUCUGUGACUUCCACAAGCCAACACAAACAUUUCGCGAGCAAGACUGUGUGCGGUUCUAUCGUUAAGUUCAAAAACUCCGCAGCUUCAACCGUCAGAAUUUCGGGUCUUGUGUGGCCUCGGUACGGGGCGGCUAUGGGCACGGACAAUUGUCAGUUCCGGUUCGGCAUGGGACACAACCAGCACCAGCAUCAGCAACAGGUCGCCUACCAGUGGCACCAGCAUCAGGGCUGGACCCAGCAUAAGAUGUAUGAAGCGCCGAGCCAAACGCCGCAGCCGCCGCCGCCGCCGCCCAAACGAUACCUCAUCGCAGGAAAAUCUUGUGGAAAAGAAAGCCCAGACAAGAAAGAUGACAGUGAGCUGUGGAGCAAUGUGGAGGCACAAGCGGCCUUCCUCGGACCCAACCUGUGGGAGAAGACACUCUCAUACGACUCAGAUCUUAAAUAUGUGGACCUGGACGAGUUCCUCUCGGAGAACGGGAUCCCGGUGGAGGGAGGAGGCGUGGGGGUAGGUGGGGGUGGCAAUCCGGUGGUAAAGGACACAUCCUGUGGCAGGAUAUCACCUCCCAACACGUCACAGCCCCCGGGCAUGCUGCCGAAGAGGGAGCGGUCGCCGUCGCCCUCGGAGCCCAUGAGCCCCCUCACCAUCAAUCCCCCCUCGCCCGCCGACUCCAGUCAGUAUAGUUUGACGGACAGCAUUGGACAAUCUUUUGAAUCACUCUCAUUCGCAUCGUCCAGUAGGGAUUUUGACCCGAGAACAAGAGCGUUUUCAGACGAGGAACUUAAGCCACAACCUAUGGUGAAAAAGUCAAGAAAGCAGGUUGAAAUGGGAGGGGGGUCGGACGAAGCUUCAAGCACCUUUUCAUGGCAGGGACUCGGGCCGGCUUCUCAAGAUUCUGAUUUUGUUCCUGAUGGGCUAAAGGAUGAGAAGUACUGGGCGAGACGACGUAAGAACAACAUGGCCGCCAAGCGAUCACGCGACGCUCGCAGGCUUAAAGAAAACCAAAUAGCUCUCCGCGCAGGCUUCUUAGAGAAAGAGAACCUUGGGCUUCGGCAGGAGAUGGAACGACUCAAGAAAGAAAACAUGACGUUACGGGACAGGUUGUCCAAGUACACGACGGAGAUUUAGGCAGCUGAGGAUGUAGCGUGCUACGACUAACCAGCAGACGACAGAAUCUCAGACGCAGUGUCUCCGUCGGGGACCGUAACCAGCCUCGGCUGCGGAAAUUCAUUGUGGAAAACUCUCUGGUGCUGAGCUCUUCACCCGCAGAUUUCUCUCUUUCAGCUGUGAAUUAAGUGUCCUCAAAGAUAAGCCAAUUACGAGAUAUAUAGUUGUAAAUUUUAUAUUUUAUUGCUAUUACCCAGUCAGACCUAGACGCUGCACAAUUAUUAGUUAACAUCACAGUUAUCAGCUAUUAUAUAUAUGUUUACCAUCAAUUUUUUCUGAGCACAUCUUCAGACUAAAUUAAUUUUUGAUCCCUUUGUUAGUUACUUAAUUUUAUAUAAGAUAUUUUAAUUAUUACUAUAUACAAAUCUGAUUAAGUAGUACAGUAGUUUUAUAGAUUUUGUUAUGUUUUAGUCAGAAAUAUUUACUUUGAUUUAAAUAUUUCUGAGGUUCUUGUUUUGUAUAUUUAUAACAAAAAGAUGUUGUAUAUAAACCACAUAGUUUUAUUUUUUCAUCUAAAACUCAGGAGUUGCAUCACAUUUUUGGAUUUGUAUAAACAAUAUUCCUGGAGGUAUAUUUUGGGGAUUAAUCGGGAUGGGAAGUAUUUUAGAGCCGUUAGUGUUAGAGGCGUAGGUAGCCUACCUACUCUAGCUGACUGUGUUGGAACAUGUCGUAGCUUCUGAGGUGUUACUCUGCCUCUUACAACGGUUUGAUGGAAAUGGUCAAAUAUAUUUUGAAUGCCUUUUCUAGGUCAUUCUGUUACCUUGUACAUUAUAAUGUUUUAAGUGAGUUAGACAUGUGAUAACAUAACAUUGCAAUAGAUUAUACUUAGAUGGAUAUUAAUUUUUAUCACCGCGUAAUAUUUUUUGAUCGAAUAUUAUAUGUUUUUGACGCAAUAUAUGUUGUGCUAAACGUGCAGUUUAGAGUUACCUUGCGUUGUGCGCUACAUCAUCUACCAUAUGCUGUAGAUCAGUAGACUCCUAGCUAUGUCUGUCAAUGUUUCCACUCUUAUUUCCCCUCUGAACAUUUGACAAUGACUAAACUAUGUUUAGCUUUGCAAUAUGCGUUUUGAUGCAUUCAUGCAUCCAAACAAACUGUUUGUUACUGUAUGUUGAUGUUAUGCGGUGUUCAAAAAAAUAUAAAUUAAUAAAAUUUAAAUGUUUGACAUGCUUUACCUGUAGUUAAUUGUCAUUAGCUUUUAGAUGUUAUAUGGUUAAAUAUUUUAAGAUUUAUAAAUUAGUAAGCUUGGUUUAAAAUGUAGUGUAGAAAUAUGAAUUGAUUUAAAAAUGUUUCUGUUUACUGUAGGCGUUGUAAUUAUCGUAACUACAUUUUAAAACAAAAAAAAAGUGCAGUUAGUUGAAAAAAUAAUUUAUAAUCAUAAAAUUAUAAUAUUUUACUAUAACUAGAGAAAUAUUAGGUAUAUACUUUAUAAUUGCAAAAUACAAAUUAAUAUUAUAUAUCAAUUAAAAUAUAAAUUUUAAAAAAAUUAUCCGAUUUUUAGUCCAACAGCACCAUUAAGGAACAUAGAACAGAAUAGAAACAGUUUAUUGGAAUCAAAAUACACUGUUUUUUCUGUUUGAAAUCAUUAGCUUUAAAUUUACAAUUUAGUUUUCAUUUUAGAAGCUAGUUGGCAUAUUAUGGUUUUAAGGCAUGUUAAAAAAUCUGCCAUGACAUUUCAAACCGUUAUUUAGCAUCAAAUGACAUAUUUAUUUGUUUCCCUGCUAACAUUUGAUAGAUCUCAAAAGUGAAUUUGACAAAAAUUGUUUGGUAAAAUUUGUUGUAAAACUCUUAAUAUGGGGUAGCAAUAGAUUCACGACAUUUAAUAUCCAGUUAUUUGUCUAUUCUCUGUUUUUAGGGAAAUUUCCAAUAGAUUUCAACCGCAAAAAAAUUGUAAAGUACUUAAAAAUGAUUGUGUUUUGGUCAAUAAAUAUUACCCAAAUACUAAAUACUAUCUUAUUCAUGUUUGGAAAUUUUAAAAAGUAUCAUCAAUAUUCAAACAAAGAUAAAAGUGUGAGCUCUUUCAACCACAACCCUUGUAAAUAUAAACUAUCAUACACACAACCAAAAAGAGUGAUUUAUAAAAAUAACUUAUGUUUAGUAAAAUAAUUUUUAGGUGUAAUUUCUUGUUGUAAUUAUGUAUUUCGGCAUCUUGCUGCUCGUUAAUGUUUUAUGUAAGUCUAGUAGAAUGAAGAUUUCCUGUACUGUGAAACCAAUUUGGGUAUAGAUGUUAUUUUAUGUUAAGUACAUGCAUGUGAAAUACAUGGUAUGUUAAUCUUGUUUCAUUCUUUAAAUUGUAUCAAAUACUGUAGUCUAUAAAUAAAGUGUUUUCAAGAUAAUGUUAA